Messenger RNA from Symbiodinium necroappetens, 1014 nucleotides. The record is from the annotation of a GenBank genome assembly. NCBI's taxonomy places the organism in Eukaryota, Dinophyceae, Suessiales, Symbiodiniaceae.
AUGUUCCAUUUGGCGAUCUUGGGGAAAGCAGAUGUUCCCUUUGGCGAUCUUGGGGACUCGAUUAGCCAGGGCCAGCGGCAAGGUUUUGCGGUGAAUCCGGACAGCUUGACGCAGGUCCAGCUGAACGUUGUUCCAAUCCCGCCCAGCUCGACACUGCAGAAGCACGGCGUGGAGGUUGUGAACAUCGCCGAUUUCCUAAAGGAAAACGGCGUUAGCCCAGGAAGCGCCUCGGUGGCCGACCAUGAGACCCGCAUGGCGGUAGGUAAAGCCAUGCUCAGUUUCCUCGAGCAAAGGUUUAGCAGAGAAAUCAUUCACCUCGCCGACACAUCGCGCGUCUCUGGUGGAGCCGUCUACGGCGAAGCCACCGUGCGCCACACGGGGAGCUCGACCUUGCGUAAUGCGCACCAUGUGGUUCACGUGGACAAGCUGUGGAGAGGUAUCGCCCGUCUUACGGAGACCUCUACGAUGGAGGAAGCUAUCAGGGCGACUGUCCAUGCACACUGGCCGUUCUCCCAGCAAGACUUCAUGGAAAGGGGUUACGGCUUUGAGGACUACGUGAGGAUUGUGCAUGCGCAAGAUCCAGGUGUCGUGAACCUGUGGGUCUCUUUGACUCCAGGAGUCCUCAAGCAACAUCCCUGUGUCUUUCUGCUAAAUGGCGAGAACGGUCAGAAUGCUUUCUCGUCAAACGAUGAUGUAAGCAUGGUAUCCACAAUGCACACCCACAUCAAGAACUUCAACGAUACGAUUUCUGUGCUGCGCUCGGGCGUGGCAGACUCUGCGGAUGCCGUGUGGGGCAUGGCACCGAACAUGAGCUUCGGAGAGGCUCUGUUGUGGUACUCAGAUCGAACUCCUCAUGGCGCAGUGUGGCUAAACGACGAACCCGACGUUGACCGCAUCUCGGCAGAGAUGCGCGUGCUCGUCACGGAUCGGCCAGCUGCUGGAGGCGUCGACUCUACUCACUCUACUCCAGGGCAUGAGACGACACGAGCCAGGGAGAACGUGGCUUUCCUAUGA